GCGGAUAGAAAUAGAAAUGGUGACACGACGUCGUUGAACUUGUCCCCUCCACUUGGCGAAGAAGCACCUCCCAACCCAACCAACUGAAUCACCGCCAGAAACCUUCCGUUUCAAACCAAACUUCAAUUAUUUUAUUAUUUCAACAAAAUUGCUUUGCUUAACGCCAUCGAUCGCGCUCUCCGCUUACAAUGUACAUGAGGAGAAAGAAGAGGAAGUAUUAGGAUUGAGAUUCGGCGAUUUUUUUAUGUAUGUGAGCGGUGGCGAUGACGAAGAGGGCACAGGCAUCGAUUAAGCUGGGGCUGUCGAUGCGCCACGUGUUGUGUCUCGGAUGGAAGCUGGUGAUCCUACUUUCCGUCGCUCUUUGCGUCUUCGCGUUUCUCAGAAUCCAGCAGUAUUCUCAGUCCACGGCUGCUCUGCCCCGGAAAUCUCGCUUUCUCGCCUAUGACUUCAACGGCAAUCCUAAGGUCGCGUUUUUGUUUCUCGUUCGGAGAAAUUUACCCCUUGAUUUCCUUUGGGAGAGCUUUUUCGAGAAUGUUGAUAGGGCAAAAUUUUCAAUAUAUAUACAUUCUGAGCCGGGUUUUGUGUUUGAUGAAUCGACUACAAGAUCGACAGUCUUUUUCGACCGGCAACUGAGAAACAGCAUUAAGGUAGCCUGGGGAGAAGCAAGCAUGAUUCAAGCUGAGAGAAUACUUUUGGAGGAAGCCCUUCAGGAUCCUGCAAAUCAAAGAUUUGUACUUCUAUCAGACAGUUGUGUCCCUUUGUACAACUUCAGCUAUAUUUACAGCUAUCUGAUGGGUUCUCCGAGAAGUUUUGUGGACAGCUUUCUUGACAAAAAAGAUGAUCGCUACAAUCCACAGAUGUCACCAGCUAUAUCUAAGCAGAAAUGGCGGAAAGGAUCGCAGUGGGUCACCUUGAUUAGAAGACAUGCAGAAGAAGUUGUUGAUGAUGAAAUUGUUUUUCCCAUCUUCAAGAAGUUCUGUAAGAGACGUCCACCAGUUGAUGCAAGUAAGGGCAGGAAGAAUCUUAAACUUCAGAAACAGCACAACUGUAUACCAGAUGAACACUACGUCCAGACAUUACUCUCAAUGAAAGAUCUUGAAACUGAACUAGAAAGAAGAACAGUUACCUACACUGUAUGGAACCAAUCCACAACAAACAUGGAUAAUGGUGGUUGGCAUCCUUUCACAUUUAGCUAUGCAGAUGCAGGAUCAGAACAAAUAAAAAGAAUAACGGAUAUCAACCACGUAUACUAUGAAACGGAAUACAGGACAGAGUGGUGCAGUAACAAUUCCACAUCCGCUCCCUGUUUUUUAUUUGCAAGGAAAUUUUCUCAAGGAGCCGCAAUGCGCCUUUUUAGUCAAGGAGUAGUUGGUAACUUUGAUGUGUCCACAUUACUGGAGGCACCACCCUGAAUUUUGGCUAGGAUGUGUGAUAACAAACUUUUGCAUAAAUUCACAUAUAGUUUAUGCCCUCCCUCCAGGAUGAUAUGCGCCUGCCAUGUUAAAAUGUCUCAGGAAAGUUUUGCUUACAUUCAGGUGGAGGCACAGAUACAUAUAUGUAAAAUCUAUAGCGAGAGAGACAGAGAGAUAGCCUUUUUUACUUACAGCAUUGAAAAUAGUGGUUAGAAUAGGCUUUUUUUAUAGAUUGAUACCACCUUGUGUGGUGAUCGGUGAGCACUAUUCUGUGUGUAUAAGAAACAAGAAAUGAUAUGGGGCAGAUCAAUGUAUAAGAUGUUACUAGGCAGAUCAACAAAUAAUAUUCAAUAUAUUAUAUAUCUAUUGUUUGUUUA
This is a messenger RNA of Salvia splendens (bonfire salvia), 1789 nucleotides long. Its product is annotated as glycosyltransferase BC10. The transcript is spliced from 11 exons. Gene Ontology annotation, molecular function: glycosyltransferase activity. Gene Ontology annotation, cellular component: membrane. Lineage: Eukaryota; Viridiplantae; Streptophyta; Magnoliopsida; Lamiales; Lamiaceae. The record is from RefSeq and is a predicted model, not a curated record. Bases 264 to 1412 code for a protein of 382 amino acids.